AUGGAUCGUCUAGAGUCCAAAUCAUCUAGUCUAAUCCAAACUGCAAACAACACUUCGACUUUGUUGCUGCAUGUAACCAAGCUUCAUUCAAGCAUCGCUCUAGCGGACUCAACCAUAGGGACUCUCAACGAAACUAUCGCUACUAACUACACAUAUCUACACAAGAUCGACCAGCUCCAUGAAAAGUCUUUCUAUUUAGAAUCAUCGUUGAGCUCGAACGAUGUGAUAACAAACCAAACUACUUGGAACAAUUUAUACAAUGAAUAUCAAUUUAUAGUGGAUCAAUUUAAGCAGUCUACCGACAAAAUUCGAAUAAGGGGAACGACCCUAGGUGAAAAUGGUAUAGAGCCGAAAGAAGAGGAAAAUAAUAAUAAUAAGAAAAUGAAAAGAUCUACUCCACUUGAGCAUCAGCUCCCUGCCCUCCAACCACCGAGCGAAGAACGUACACUCUCAAAUUCAAUCUCAGUAUCUGACAUUAGGUUGAAGCCAAUUAGAUGCAGAGAGAAGAAGAUGUACAAGAAGAAAUCCAGGUAUAGGCUAUCUCAGAUAUAUAACAUCAACCCACUUGCCAGUAGUCCCAUUUUGGAAGUCCCUGGCAGCGACAUGGAAUUCGACAAUAGCAGCUUUGUACGAACACAACCAAAUGUAAUAUCCAAUACCCAAACUGAGGAGGAAGAAACUGAGGGGGACAGAACCAGCAGCACUGAUAAUGGAUAUAAAGAGGCCCUGACUUUGUGUACCUCUCCCGAGAUACUAUUCCCCCCUCUAUCUAUCUCCAGUCUUAGAGCCAGGUCCAAUUCCGUGCCAGAGAUAUCAUUCCACACUGCAAGCGGAGAGAAUGCUGUCAGUGGCCUUAAUAUAUUCAGCUCGGAGGGAAUAAUGAAGCAGUCCAACAUACUUAACGAAUUUUCCGAGAAUGAAGAAACCUUGCGGAUGAAUAGGUUGAAGCAUUUUGUGUCCAUGAGUAAUGUAUUUCACAGGAAUGGAGCAGGGCCACACAUACAAGAGCAAGGACCUCAAAAAGCAAAGGAAACAAUUGAAGAAGAAGGUUCACCUUUCGAUAUAAAUUUCAACAAGACACCAAUAUUUACGCCCAUAUGCUUAGAAAAUAACGACUUGGACCACUUGGAUAUUGAUGCUUGUUCAGAUUAUUCGUAUUAUUCUCCCGAGAAACUCGAAGAGGAUGAUUUUGAAAAGUAUUUAAGAAGAUCAAGAGUUGAUCUAGCGGAUGCAUUUCCAAAUACAAUCAAAAGAUCAAAGUCUCAUGAUAGUGUAUUCUCCAAUCACAUCACCACUCCAAAGUGGAUAUUUCAUAAUCCAAUUGAUAACACUGCAUCUACCCAAAUAGCCGGUCCUACCAUUAAAAUAAGUGAUGACUACAUAUACUAUCGUGGAAAUGAAGAUAAAAGGGGAAAGAAAGUGAGUGACAAGACAGCAAACUUGUUGAACGAAGUGAUACUGAAAAAUAGUGAACCUAAUGUAGAAAAAGACAUACCGACUACACCAUCAAAGAUUCCAAAUUCAAACUUCUCAUUGUUCUCACCAUUCAAAACAACUUCGGCAAACAUGUCAUCUGGACCCCUGCUAAGCAAGUCAUUUUCUGAAAGUAUUAUGAGUCUUGUUAAUUCAGAUAAGAAGAAGCCUCUUCCAACUUCAACAACUACCACUGCAAUCGCUCCAAUGGUGCCUGAGUUUACCCCGACAAAGUCAUCCUUGUCUUCGACGAAGCCAAUAAUAAUCAACAAUUCCUCUCAGCUACAAAGAAUACCGCCUGCAAGAAGAGAAAGAACUGAUGGAUCCCACUCAAAAUUGACCAUCGGUCCCAACAAGACUGCAAUUUUCAAUCAUGGGGAACAAUCGUACUUCAAGAGACCUUUGCAGAGUAAGGUAAGUCACAAUUCAUUACAUGAAGCACUCAGUUUCAGCAUGCUACAAUGA
Messenger RNA from Dujonia railenensis, 1938 nucleotides. NCBI's taxonomy places the organism in Eukaryota, Fungi, Ascomycota, Pichiomycetes, Serinales, Debaryomycetaceae. The record is from the annotation of a GenBank genome assembly.